Messenger RNA from Necator americanus (New World hookworm), 294 nucleotides. RefSeq lists its product as uncharacterized. The coding region runs from base 1 to 294 and encodes 97 amino acids. The transcript has a single exon. Lineage: Eukaryota; Metazoa; Nematoda; Chromadorea; Rhabditida; Ancylostomatidae. The record is from RefSeq and is a predicted model, not a curated record.
AUGGUACGGUUACGGGAGAGGGAGAGGAGUCGUGGAGUUCAACAUCAUCCGAAACUAAGCUCGGCAGGGCUGGAGGAAGAUGAAUGCAGAAGGAAGUUCAGCCAACGAGUGUCGAUCAAUAUUUUACUACCGACGAAGAAAAGAGCGGAUAACGCUAACUCUUUCACUAAAUGCAUUCAGGACGCUGCAAAGAAAAAGCUUGCGGUUUCAACACCAAGGAAGAAGUUCGCCUUCGCAUCUGCGGAGACAAGGAUCCACGUACAGUUCUGUAUGUGUAACCCGCACUACUGUUGA